Triticum turgidum subsp. durum (durum wheat) is the source of this 447-nucleotide messenger RNA. The record is from the annotation of a GenBank genome assembly. Lineage: Eukaryota; Viridiplantae; Streptophyta; Magnoliopsida; Poales; Poaceae.
AUGAGGAGGCCUGCUGGCGUGGGAGCUCGGUGGGCGCCGGCGCUGGCCCUUGCGCUGGCCAUGGCAUUGGCGUCGUGCUCGUGCGUGACCCAUGGCGCCAGAACCACACCAAGUUCAGGCGCCGACGGCCUACGACCUGGCCGUGAGGCGACGCCGUCCGGAACCGCAGGCCGGGACGACAACGACGGAGGGCAGGCGGCAUCACCGUCCCAUCAGGAGAAGCGGGGCCAGGCGACGCGGGAGGGGGAGGAGGAGCAAGGGAUGAUGACGCUCAAGGAGCGAGCGGUGACGGGGUCGCGGCUGCCGGACUGCGCGCACGCGUGCGGGGCGUGCGCCCCGUGCAAGCGGGUCAUGGUCAGCUUCCGGUGCGCCGAGGCCUCCGAGUCGUGCCCCAUCGCCUACCGCUGCAUGUGCCGCGGCAGGUUCUUCCGCGUCCCCACCCUCUAG